This is a messenger RNA of Symbiodinium necroappetens, 861 nucleotides long. Lineage: Eukaryota; Dinophyceae; Suessiales; Symbiodiniaceae. The record is from the annotation of a GenBank genome assembly.
AUGAGACCAGGAGGCAGCAUCUUGCACAGCGGAGCACGCCCGCACCGGAUGCAGUGGAGAGCGUUGCACUCUUUCAUGGCAGACGUCUCUUUUUUUCCAGCCGAAAGCAGUUCACCCGCGAUUCCCAGGAUGAGCGAGUCCUGUGUCAGCGACACAUCAAGCGAGGCCUCGGACUUGUCCUUUGGGGACUCGAGCGAUUCUUUGGAGGAGGAUUCCGAAACGUCCGAAACAGCGCGGCUCGGCAGUUGGUUUCGCCUCACCAGCCUUGACAAACGCCCGUCAAGAUCUUCGAGACGUUGUCAUCAAUCUGGUCCGCGGCUCACUUGGCGCCAGGCCUUACCGGAUUGCGCAUUUGCCAUCUUCCAGCUGCUACUACUCGUUCCGGCACUGUUCCCGGAGUUCCUGUCGCUAAGUGAUGGCUCCGAAUUCUGUGACGAUGUGGUGGAGGCGCGAAAGGAGCAUUUGGGAGAUGACAUCAAUGGCAUCGCUCCUGGCAUGAGAUUCUCCGUGCUGGUUUACUCCUUCAGCGCUCUCGUCAACAUCGCCGCAAACCUCUUUAUCUCCUUGCGCAUGCGCUUGACCUUUGCCUCUGCCUCAGGGCAGAGCAAGAUGCUCAGCACAGAGGCCUCUGUCUGCUCCGUCUUGUCGCUGUCCUGGCUUCUGGCCGGGCUUUCUGCUGCCAGCUGUGCAGCCACGUGGUGUUUUCCAGGACUUCGCGGCAUUCAUCUGGGCUUGGCACUCAACGUGAUCACAUCGCCGUUGCUGCUCCUCUUGGUAGCAGCAUUCAUAAGGUCUGUGAAGCUGCGGCUGAAGCUUUUAGAGGUUGGCUACGGGAAGCCCUUGGGCGCCCCGCCUGGAUGA